Messenger RNA from Mirounga angustirostris (Northern elephant seal), 1353 nucleotides. It is a transcript of the gene ARTN, whose product is annotated as artemin. Lineage: Eukaryota; Metazoa; Chordata; Mammalia; Carnivora; Phocidae. The record is from RefSeq and is a predicted model, not a curated record. Gene Ontology annotation, biological process: peripheral nervous system development. Bases 123 to 797 code for a protein of 224 amino acids. The transcript has 3 exons. Gene Ontology annotation, molecular function: glial cell-derived neurotrophic factor receptor binding; growth factor activity; receptor tyrosine kinase binding.
UGAAGUGGAGGGAUGACCUGCUCAAAGGAUAACUCCUCUCUCAAUGCUCCAAGCUGCCUCAAGAGGAGGGGGGGCGGGAGCAAGUCGACUACGGCUGAUGGGCGCUCCUGGUAUUGACAGAGAUGGAGCCCGGAUGUGGAAGCCCUUCUGUGCUGCCCCACUGUCCCCAGCCUAGGCGGCAGCCUGCCCUGUGGCCAACCCUGGCCGCUCUGGCCCUGCUGAGCAGCGUCGCCGAGGCCUCCCUGGGCCCCGCGCCCCGCAGUCCCGCCCGGCGCCUCGGCCCCGCUCCUGGCCCGGCGCCCCCCACCGGCCACCUGCCCGGGGGCCGCGCGGCCCGCACGUGCGGCGGAAGAGCCCGGCGGCCGUCGCCCCAGCCGCCCCGGCCCGCGCCCCCGCCGCCCGCGCCCGCGCCAGCCCGGGGGGGCCGCGCGGCGGGAGCCGGGGGCCGGGACGGCCGCGCGAGCCGGGGGAGCCGCGCGCGGACGGCGGGGGCGCGGGGCUGCCGCCUGCGCUCGCAGCUGGUGCCGGUGCGCGCGCUCGGCCUGGGCCACAGCUCCGACGAGCUGGUGCGUUUCCGCUUCUGCAGCGGCUCCUGCCGCCGCGCGCGCUCGCCGCACGACCUCAGCCUGGCCAGCCUGCUGGGCGCCGGGGCCCUGCGGCCGCCCCCGGGCUCGCGGCCCGUCAGCCAGCCGUGCUGCCGCCCCACGCGCUACGAGGCGGUCUCCUUCAUGGACGUCAACAGCACCUGGAGGACCGUGGACCGCCUGUCGGCCACUGCCUGCGGCUGCCUGGGCUGAGGCCUCGCUCCAGGGCUUGGCGGACUGCACCCUUCCCCGCGGCUCCUCGCACCCCGGGGCCCUCUCGCAGGAGAGCCGGGCGCCGGGGGGGGGGCGGGGAGCUCAGUCAGAGGUGGAGGCCUCAGCCCGGGGGCGGGGGGGGAGUGAUGGCCACGAGCCCUCGAGAGGCGUUGGGACGACUGACCUGCCGCGCCAGGGUCCUCGCCCUGCAGACGCCAGACGCCUCAGCCCUGGAGACCUUAGGACCCGCUCCUCACAGACUCUGGCACUGACUUGGCCUCGGGAGAACCCAGCCGUGCCCGAGGCCCCAAGCGUCAGCCCAGGCCCUGGGGGCGCGGAAUCGGAGGAGACACCCUGCAGUCGCGUCGCCCGCGCGGGCCUGUACUCACUCGUGGGAGCCGGACCCCUAUUUAUUAUUCCUAAGUUAUUUAUUUACUUCCGUGGUUUGUCAGAGCCUUUCCUGGGCAGUGGGGCCGGAUGGGUAACAGCAGCUGGAUGGGGAUCAUGCGCUGGCCAUCCCACUCACUUCAGGCUGACUCGGCAAUCACAGGCCUGG